Messenger RNA from Prorocentrum cordatum, 878 nucleotides. NCBI's taxonomy places the organism in Eukaryota, Dinophyceae, Prorocentrales, Prorocentraceae. The record is from the annotation of a GenBank genome assembly.
GCCACGCCGCCGACAAGGCCUGGGACCAGGCCAUCGGCAAGGCGACGUGGCUGCUCAACCAGCUGCGGCCUGAGGCCAAGACCGCGCUGCUCCACGGCCAGAACGGCGACGACAUGGCCGACCGGUGGGGCUACCUGGGCCUGGUGAACCCUCAGGUGGAGACGAGGGUCCCCGAGCAGGGCGAGGACGACGCGGAGACGCUCAGGAGUGCGCUGUCGGCCCCCCUGCGCAUCGCCGGCGCGACCCAGGGCUUCGAGGCUCCAGGCUCGGGCCCCUCGACUGCCACGAGGUUCCCGGCGGGCCUGGCGCUCGCCGCCACCUUCGACCCGCACGCCGCCGCGGCCUACGCCGAGGCUCUCGCAGACGAGUUCCGCGCGAAGGGUGCCAACGUGCUCCUCGGCCCCGACGUCACCGUGGUCCGCGCCCCGCUGAGCGGCCGCAGCUACGAGUCCAUCUCCGGCGAGGACCCGUACCUCGGGAGCCAGAUGGCCAAGCCCUUCGUGCAGACGCUGCAGGACGCCGGCAUCAUCGUGGCCGUGAAGCACUGGCUGAACAGCAACGAGGACAUUUACCAGACAACCAUGAACAUUGCGGUCGACGAGCGCACGCAGCGCGAGAUCUACACGCCGCCGUUCGAGGCUGCCUUCGCGGCCGGUGCGGGCGCGGUGGUCUGCCCGUACAACAAGGUGAACGGUGCGCGCGCCUGCGAAAGCGAGGGGCUGCUGCAGGGCCUGCUGCGGGAGAAGCUGGGCUUCCGCGGCUUUGUGGCGACGCCCCCGUGCAGAACCUCGGGGCCUCCGCGGCGGCGGGCACGGACGUCGAGAUGCCAGGGGGCAGCGGGAGCGCGAUCGCCAGCCUCAUGGAGCAGGGCCUGCUGA